AUGAGCCCAGCCCGGGGAAAUAACUACGAGGACGACGGCUAUCGUUUGCGUCUAGCAGUCCACGAAAUGAGCCAGAAUCUAGGGGUCGAUGUUGUGCGUGGUACUUGCCACCCUUGUGCUGAGCGAUGGGCAGUCCUGUUCAUCGCAGCUGAUGGCAAUACCCUGUCUACGAAUAUGACCUACGACCCGGAUGAUGACCCGGAGGAAGAAAACUCGUCGUCUUUGACAGACACUGACGAGGACGAUGAAGCUGAGGACAGUCGCCCAGAUUUGAACAAGGAUUAUCAUCAACUACGUGAUUCAAUUCUGAAAUUAGUCGAAGACUUUGAGAUACCCCAGAGCCUGGAGGCUGAUAAGGGCAAACAAACGUUUAGCAACCGGGCUUCCGGAUUGAAGAAGUAUCGUUCAAAGAACAAAGUCAUCACUACUGAGAAGAGCAUGGCCAGUCGGAAUCCCUAUCGACAAAAGGUGGAAGCCGAACAAAGGACUAAGGCUCCGACAGGUGAAGCAUCGACUCCAUCAUCGCCUUCUGAAAGCAAGGAAGCUGUGGAUACCGCCGAAGAGAAGACCGAGCUGUCCCCUGUACUUGUGACGAUGCUCACGGCCGCCUCCUCCCAGUCGCGAGCACAAUCCGACUUUGUGUCCGCUCACUUAUAUUGGCGAACGCUCCAGCAGCUGAAUACGUUGUCCUCCGCCUCCCUUCGCGCCAAUGGAUUCUCCACUCUUCUACAUAUCUUCAGUCGUGGCCCUCGGGAUUCAAUACAUCGAUCCGCUUCUGCUAUUGAGGAGUAUGAUGCUUGGCUGGUCUGGCUCAAGCAGUCGCAGGAACGAGCUGACGGGCUUAUCGAAUCCAUGCUUCACCGCCUACGUGCUCUGCGUGAUAAGAUGUGGUACGUGACAGAUGUUUGCAACUCGGCUCCGUACGAGCAUUCGCGGAACAUCGCUGUCGCACUGAAGGCAAUGGGAACACCACGGAAAACGGAUAAAUACCAGCGCACACGAGGACGUGGCGAACGAUUACCCGCAUCCAAUUUCGUUUACCGCUCAGAGAGCCAGAUCGUGGAUCUUCUUGCUGCCAGUGAAGAUCAUGGCGGACCUAAUAAGCUUUCCGACGACCAGGCUGAGAAAACAUCGAGGUUCCUGACCCAAUACGGAAUUGAGAACUUCUGUAAGGGCGAAGAGAGGAUCCAUCGCUUCUGCUGUGAAGUAGAGGCAUGCAUUGGGAAACUCGUAGGCGAGACUAUGAUGGAUGGACCCGUCUUAUGGAGCAGUGAGCUUUACCUCCGCGACAAGGCUCAGUUUGACGGAAGCAAUGGUCGUCGUGACAGAGACAGUGCUGCCUUCCCUGAUGACGCCAGUAGCAUCAUGAGCGACCCUGAGAGACGAUUCACACCAUCCAACAACAAGCGUGACAAACCUGACUGCGAGUCAGUCAUUCAGCAACGUCUCAGCGAAGACAAGACACGGUUCCUCGACGAGCUAAGACGUACAUUGACAAGCUUGUUGCUCAGCGAUCUGGGCAACAUAGUGUUCUCUCGGGGUUCCGAGACUGACACUUGGUUCGGAGAGCUUGGCCAGGACUGUAUCGAUCGAAGGGUGGCUGCCGAGCGCAAGGCGAGACAAGCUCUGCGCGCUGAGAAGAGGCGGUCAACUAGACGUGACCUCAAACAGCGGGUUAUCGAAAAGAAGAAGAGUUUCGGCGAUCUUCGCGGUGCUGGCAACGGCCCCGAGCCUUCCACCACUGAUCGUGCUUCACCUGAUGGCCAGAACCUCGAGGUCCCAUCCGCCAACAAGACAAAGUCUAUCAUGUCUGCCAGCCCGGCGGCUACAAACACGGAUGCCAUCGUCAUGGUCCUUCAGACCCUUUUCCGGGAUCCUAGGAUCAGGCCCAAGACGCUUUUCCGGGAUCUACAGUUCAUUGCAUCUCUCGUACCAUCUACUGUCCUGGAUACAGAGCGCGGCAAGGCUUUCUGGGACUGUGGCCAAGCCGCGCUUGUUCUUAAAAAGGAGGCGGGAGAUGCCGCCGCCGCCAGCAACAGCAAGUACCGCUUCGGUGUCAAGCGCUGGGAGCUAUUCUGCCUACGGUUCCUCCACGACCGAUACCCAGGCAACAUCGUCAACAUCCGAGCCAGCUCCGGCGAACCCCCCUACCCCACCGCCACCGACCACCGCGUAUACUCUGGCUGA
Molecule: messenger RNA, 2187 nt
Organism: Phaeoacremonium minimum UCRPA7
Lineage: Eukaryota; Fungi; Ascomycota; Sordariomycetes; Togniniales; Togniniaceae
Exons: 5
Coding region: 1-2187 (728 amino acids)
Source: RefSeq, a predicted model, not a curated record